This is a messenger RNA of Penicillium cataractarum, 285 nucleotides long. RefSeq lists its product as uncharacterized. The record is from RefSeq and is a predicted model, not a curated record. The coding region runs from base 1 to 285 and encodes 94 amino acids. Lineage: Eukaryota; Fungi; Ascomycota; Eurotiomycetes; Eurotiales; Aspergillaceae. The transcript has a single exon.
AUGUGGCGCAGUGACUGGCUCGUGCGGGAAAACGGUAAGAUGGAGAGCGAACACGUUGACGAACGUUGGCCAAUGCCAACGUAUGAAGUAGUAGAGCCUACUCCCAGCCUUGUAUUACUACGCAGCUACAAGAAUCAGCGCGCAGUGCUUACCGUUUUCGUGGGUGAUGCUCUGGAAAUGAAAGGAGCUGGUCCGUCGCUCAAGCCUUGCAUCACCAUGGCCACGGCCAUGCACAGCCCAUUCCGCACGUACGGCGUAUCCACCGUCGCGCUAGGCAGCCAUUAA